Molecule: messenger RNA, 1284 nt
Organism: Motacilla alba alba
Lineage: Eukaryota; Metazoa; Chordata; Aves; Passeriformes; Motacillidae
Gene: RAMP1
Product: receptor activity modifying protein 1
Exons: 3
Coding region: 296-730 (144 amino acids)
Biological process (GO): G protein-coupled receptor signaling pathway; regulation of G protein-coupled receptor signaling pathway; cellular response to hormone stimulus
Cellular component (GO): signaling receptor complex; cell surface; membrane
Molecular function (GO): coreceptor activity
Source: RefSeq, a predicted model, not a curated record
GUGGAGGUGCAAGCGGGGUUACGGAAAGCGCGUGAAGAAGCCGGACUGCUCCGUGCGUUCCUGCGGAACUGUUCGCUCCCUUCGCCGCGCCUCUGGGCUGCCACAGGGCCAUAAGGAGAGCCGGCUCUCCAGCCCGCUUCCCCCUCCCCUGCCCCGCGCUGCCGCCGGGAGAGCGGGGCGGGAGCGGGGCAGGAGCCGGGCGGGGCCGCGCCCGCCCCGGGCCCGCCUCUCCGGCAGCGCCGCGGGCGCGGAGCCCGCCCGGCCCCGGGAGCGGAGCCGCUCCUGCCGCGGGGCCAUGGCCCUGCUCCCGCGGCGCUUCCUCUGCUUCGUCCUGGCCCAGCACUUCAUCGCGGCCACGGCGUGCCAGGAGGCCGACUACGGCUCCAUGAUCCGGCACUACUGCCUCAAGGACUUCCAGGACAGCAUGGAGGGCAUCGGCCAGCGCCUCUGGUGUGACUGGGACGAGACCGUGGGCACCUACGGGGAGCUCACCAACUGCACGGCGCUGAUCGCCGAGAAGCUCGACUGCUACUGGCCCAACCGGCUGGUGGACGAGUUCUUCGUGGCCGUGCACAAGCAAUACUUCAGGAACUGCUCCCCGUCGGGCCGGGCGCUGCACGACCCCCCGAACGGCGUGCUGUGUCCCUUCAUCGUGCUGCCCGUGCUGGUCACCCUGCUGAUGACGGCGCUCGUGGUGUGGAGGAGCAAACGCAGCGAGGGCAUCGUGUAGGGGCGGCGCGGGGGGGCCGGGCGGCUCUGCCCCGGAGCGAGCCUGCCGGAGCGGCGGCACCGAGGGCACCGAGCCCCGGAGAGAGGGACGGCAUCGCCGCGGCUCCUCCUCCGCCCGUGGGCCCGCUGCUUUCCCAAUAAAUGGCGUUCUAGCGCUGGGUGUCGGGCGGAGCGGGCAGCGGGGACUCGGCGGGGCUCAGCCCGCACCGCCUCUCCCAGCCGCUGUCGUGUGCCGAGCAGGGGAAUUGGAAAGGGAAAAAACCCAGGGGGUACGGGGAAUUGAAAUCCUGCCAGCCCCGCGGUGCCAGCGGGUCUGGGUGCGCCUGAACAUCCUCGGCUUCCUCUGUCCUGUUCUGGGUUCCCCCCACUCGUGGAAAGGCAUCUUCUCCCCCAGCCCCCGCACAAGGACUGGGCUUUGCCUGGGAGGUGGGGAACAGCGCGGGGAAGUCGGUGGUGGGAGCGGGAGGCACCGCUGGUGCCCUGGGGCUACUGACAAGGAAUGGGAAUAAGGUGCUUUUCCUACCUGAAUAAAUAAAUAAAUACAUGAAUCAACCA